This is a messenger RNA of Rhodamnia argentea, 1439 nucleotides long. Its product is annotated as mitochondrial uncoupling protein 2. The record is from RefSeq and is a predicted model, not a curated record. Gene Ontology annotation, cellular component: mitochondrial membrane. Bases 171 to 1079 code for a protein of 302 amino acids. Gene Ontology annotation, molecular function: oxidative phosphorylation uncoupler activity. Gene Ontology annotation, biological process: mitochondrial transport; mitochondrial transmembrane transport. NCBI's taxonomy places the organism in Eukaryota, Viridiplantae, Streptophyta, Magnoliopsida, Myrtales, Myrtaceae. The transcript is spliced from 9 exons.
AUGGCGACAGCAAGCGAAUCCAGCACAUGCUUCUUGGAGGGCCUUCCUUCUCGUCCCCAGUUCACCAUCCCCAGUUCACCUUCCGAUUCCGAAAUCCCUAAUCGCCUCCCUCCGUCCGCCAUCCCCGCCGCGGUAGUUCGCGCACUACAGCUCCCGUUUCUCGGCCUUCGAUGGCGGAUCUCAAGCCUGGGUCCGAGGUUUCGUUCAUCGAGACCUUCUUCUGCAGCGCCUUCGCUGCUUGCUUCGCCGAGUUCUGUACCAUUCCUAUGGACACAGCUAAAGUCAGGCUACAGCUUCAGAAGAAAGCACCGGUCGGAGAAGGAGGCCAUUUACCUAAAUACAGGGGCUUGUUGGGUACUGUUUUUACCAUUGCUAGGGAAGAAGGACUACCGGCACUUUGGAAUGGCAUUAUUCCAGGGUUACAUCGUCAAUGUAUAUAUGGUGGCUUGAGGAUUGGAUUAUACGGGCCUGUCAAAUCAUUUUUAGUUGGCAGUGACUCUGUUGAAGACACUUAUUUGUUCCAGCAAAUACUUGCUGCAUUAUUGACUGGUGCCAUAGCAAUUGCAGUGGCUAAUCCUAUGGAUCUCGUUAAAAUUCGACUUCAGGCUGAAGGGAAACUGCCACCUGGGGUGCCAGGUCGUUAUUCUGGAGCUUUGAAUGCUUAUUUUACAAUUGUGAAACAGGAGGGACUGGCGGCUCUUUGGACGGGUCUUGGACCAAAUAUAGCACGAAAUGCUAUUAUAAAUGCAGCUGAGCUGGCAAGCUAUGAUCAAGUGAAACAGACAAUUUUGAAAAUUCCAGGGUUUAUAGACGAUGUGUUUACUCAACUCCUGGCGGGUCUAGGCGCAGGGUUCUUUGCUGUCUGCAUAGGUUCUCCUAUUGAUGUGGUUAAGUCAAGAAUGAUGGGCGAUUCGACAUACAGAAGUACUCUUGAUUGUUUCAUAAAGACUCUGAAGUACGAGGGAUUUUUUGCCUUCUACAAGGGUUUCUUCCCAAAUUUCGGGCGUCUGGGAUCGUGGAAUGUUAUUAUGUUUCUCACCUUCGAGCAAGCAAAGAGAUUUUUGGUCGGAGCUGUAUGAGAGAGGCCUUGGUCAUUCACGGUUAGGGUAAGCAGGAGGUCGCGGAGUCCCGGAGCUUUGCCGAGUACGUACCACCGCCACUCAACUGUCAAAUGGGGUCAUGUCCUGUCAGCCGAUGCUCUACUGCAUCUAUCAACUCCAUGAAUAAGAACAGGUAGUGUAAUUUCCCGUGCCAAGGGCAUAUUUAUCGGGCCUCGAUUCUUUCUAUGGAGAGACUGUAAGCCAUGGACCAAUCGAUGUGAUACACACAUAAUUUGUUGAUUUGUGCCAGAGCAGGGGCACGUUUGUUUGCAGCAUUCGCAUUUGUUGCUUGUUCUACUUCUUUCUGGAUUGUAUCCAAGAGGCCUUGGAGCCUGAUAG